AUCAAUGAGUUGCCGUUAUGGGGCACUUCCUCGAAGCGUCGCAUCGAGCGGCCUUGUUCUCUCCUUACUCGUUAUGCUCUUCUUUGUAUCUUCUGCCUCGGCUUUGUCUAACAUGCAAGCCAAUUUGAUCACACGUCGUCAACUUUUAUCGCUACAAGAAACCGGUGACUUCCCCGAUGAUUACGAAAGUAAGGUCAAACUCAACAUAACAUUCCCAAAUCCGAGACUAAGAAGGGCCUACAUUGGCCUCCAAUCUUGGAAGCAUACAUUCUAUUCCGACCCGACAAAUUUUACAAAGAAUUGGGAAGGACCGGAUGUGUGCAAUUACAAUGGCGUGUUUUGCACCGCAGCUCUAGAUGAUCCUAGUAUCAAUGUUGUCGCGGGUAUUGACCUCAAUGGAGCUGACAUUGCGGGGUACUUGUCCGUUGAAUUGGGGCUCUUGACCGAUCUUGCUCUUUUCCAUAUAAACACGAAUCGAUUUUGUGGGAUUAUUCCUAGGAGCUUUAGGAGGCUCAUAAUUAUGUAUGAGUUUGACGUUAGCAACAAUCUAUUUGUUGGCCCUUUCCCGACUGUGGUCCUCGAAAUGCCCAAACUCAAGUUUUUGGAUCUUAGGUACAAUAACUUCGAAGGUAGGUUACCAUCGGGUUUGUUCGAUAAAGAUCUAGAUGCAAUUUUCUUGAAUCACAAUAGAUUCACGGAGAAUAUCCCCGAGAAUAUGGGUAAUUCACCGGCCUCGGUUAUUGUCUUUGCGGAUAACGAAUUCACUGGUUGUAUUCCCGGAAGCAUUGAGAAGAUGGGAAAAACACUGAAUGAAAUUUUAUUUACAAACAAUAACCUCACAAGUUGUAUACCGACGGGUGUCGGGUCGUUAGUAAAUGUAACGGUUUUCGAUAUUGGAUCGAAUGAAAUAGAAGGGACGUUGCCUGAGACACUCAAACAAUUGAUCACAAUUGAACAAAUGAUAUUGUCGGAUAACAGGUUGACAGGAUCUAUUGCCGACUACAUUUGCAAUCUACCAAAGUUAAGCAAUCUCACAUUCUCUUAUAAUUACUUCAAUGAAGAAGCCAAGUCAUGUGGAGAUGGAUCUAGAAAAGAUGUUGAGAUUGUUGAUACAAAUAAUUGUUUACCAGACCGAUCUGAACAAAAAUCUCAAGACACUUGUAAGUUGGUUGUGGGCAAGCCCGUUAAUUGUGGCAAUUGUGGCGGUGGACAUGGCAAUGCUAACGGGGGCAGCUCAAGUUCUCGUACUCGUCCUUCCACGCCCACACCAAACCAACCCUCGUCACCAGCCACCCCUACACAAACCCCACCACCUACUCCGACAACACCAGCUCAAUCUCCACCUCAACAAGAAGAACAACCUCCGCCACAAUCUCCAACUCCUCCUAAAGAAGAACAACCUCCGCCACAAUCUCCAACUCCUCCUAAAGAAGAACAACCACCACCAAAAGCUCCAACUCCUCCUAAAGAAGAACAACCACCGCCAAAGGCUCCAACUCCUCCUAAAGAAGAACAACCACCGCCAAAGGCUCCAACUCCUCCUAAAGAAGAACAACCACCGCCAAAGGCUCCAACUCCUCCUAAAGAAGAACAACCACCGCCAAAGGCUCCAACUCCUCCUAAAGAAGAACAACCACCGCCAAAGGCACCAACUCCUCCUAAAGAAGAACAACCACCACCAAAGGCUCCAACUCCUCCUAAAGAAGAACAACCACCGCCAAAGGCUCCAACUCCUCCUAAAGAAGAACAACCACCACCAAAAGCUCCAACUCCUCCUAAAGAAGAACAACCACCACCAAAGGCUCCAACUCCUCAUAAAGAAGAACAACCACCACCAAAGGCUCCAACACCUCCUAAAGAAAAACAACCACCACCAAAGGCUCCAACUCCUCCUAAGGAAGAACAACCCCCGCCAAAGGCUCCAACUCCUCCUAAAGAAGAACAACCUCCACCAAAGGCUCCAACUCCUCCUAAGGAAGAACAACCCCCGCCAAAGGCUCCAACUCCUCCUAAGGAAGAACAACCCCCGCCAAAGGCUCCAACUCCUCCUAAAGAAAAACAACCCCCGCCAAAGGCUCCAACUCCUCCUAAAGAAGAACAACCACCGCCUAAGGCUCCAACUCCUCCUAAAGAAGAACAACCACCGCCAAAGGCUCCAACUCCUCCUAAAGAAGAACAACCACCGCCAAAGGCUCCAACUCCGCCUAAAGAAGAACAACCACCGCCAAAGGCUCCAACUCCGCCUAAAGAAAAACAACCUCCGCCAAAGGCUCCAACUCCUCCUAAAGAAGAACAACCACCACCAAAAGCUCCAACUCCUCCUAAAGAAGAACAACCACCGCCAAAGGCUCCAACUCCUCCUAAAGAACAACAACCACCGCCAAAGGUUCCAACUCCUCCGAAAGAAGAACAACCACCGCCAAAGGCUCCAACUCCUCCUAAAGAAAAACAACCACCGCCAAAGGCUCCAACUCCUCCUAAAGAAGAACAACCUCCGCCAAAGGCUCCAACUCCUCCUAAAGAAGAACAACCCCCGCCAAAGGCUCCAACACCUCCUAAAGAAGAACAACCACCACCAAAGGCUCCAACUCCUCCUAAAGAAGAACAACCACCGCCUAAGGCUCCAACUCCUCCUAAAGAACAACAACCUCCGCCAAAAUCUCCAACUCCUCCUAAAGAAAAACAACCCCCGCCAAAGUCUCCAACUCCUCCUAAAGAAGAACAACCACCGCCAAAAGCUCCAACUCCUCCUAAAGAAAAACAACCACCGCCAAAGGCUCCAACUCCUCCGAAAGAAGGACAACCACCGCCAAAGGUUCCAACUCCUCCGAAAGAAGAACAGCCACCACCUAAGGCUCCAACUCCUCCUAAAGAAAAACAACCACCACCAAAGGCUCCAACUCCUCCUAAAGAAGAACAACCUCCGCCAAAGGCUCCAACUCCUCCAAAAGAAGAACAACCCACGCCAAAGGCUCCAACACCUCAUAAAGAAGAACAACCUCCUCCUAAAGAAGAACAACCCCCUCCAAAGACACCAACUCCUCCUAAAGAAGGACAACCCCCUCCAAAGACUCCAACUCCUCCUAAAGAAGGACAACCCCCACCAAAGGCUCCAACUCCUCCUAAAGCAGGACAACCCCCGCCAAAGUCUCCAACUCCACCUAAAGAAGGACAACCUCCGCCAAAAUCUCCAACUCCUCCUAAAGAAGAACAACCCCCGCCAAAGUCUCCAACUCCUCCGAAAGAAGGACAACCCCCCCCAAAGGUUCCAACUCCUCCGAAAGAAGGACAACCCCCGCCAAAGGCUCCAACUCCUCCUAAAGAAGAACAACCCCCGCCAAAGGCUCCAACUCCUCCGAAAGAAGGACAACCCCCGCCAAAGACUCCAACUCCUCCGAAAGAAGGACAACCCCCUCCAAAGGCUCCAACUCCUCCGAAAGAAGGACAACCCCCACCAAAGGCUCCAACCCCUUCCAAAGAAGGACAACCCCCACCAAAGGCUCCAACCCCUCCCAAAGAAGGACAACCCCCGCCAAAGGCCCCAACUCCUCCUAAAGAAGGACAACCCCCGCCAAAGUCUCCAACUCCACGUAAAGAAGGACCACCUCCGCCAAAGUCUCCAACUCCUCCUAAAGAAGAACAACCCCCGCCAAAGGCUCCAACUCCUCCGAAAGAAGGACAACCCCCACCAAAGGCUCCAACUCCUCCGAAAGAAGGACAACCCCCACCAAAGGCUCCAACUCCUCCAAAAGAAGGACAACCCCCUCCAAAGGCCCCAACUCCUCCUAAAGAAGAACAAACACCUAAGACUGAUACACCUCCCAUUGCUGGCCCAAAACAUAGAGAACGCUCUCCACCUCCACAUGUUCAACCACCAACUCAAUCACAUCCACCACCAACCAAUCCUUCCCCAAAACCUUCUCAUGACCAACCAACACCGACUCCACAUUCACCAACACCUACACCACCUACACCAGCUGAUGAUGUCUAUAUUCCACCAGUCUUGGGAUAUAAAUAUGCAUCACCACCUCCACCACAAUUCCCAGCUUACUAA
Molecule: messenger RNA, 4054 nt
Organism: Impatiens glandulifera
Lineage: Eukaryota; Viridiplantae; Streptophyta; Magnoliopsida; Ericales; Balsaminaceae
Product: pollen-specific leucine-rich repeat extensin-like protein 1
Exons: 1
Coding region: 5-4054 (1349 amino acids)
Molecular function (GO): protein binding
Source: RefSeq, a predicted model, not a curated record